UGCCGAUAGGCACAAAUACGUACUUUAACAUGAAUUCAUCCAUCCACCACAUGGGAGCGUGAUGGCCGCUCCGCCGAAAAGUUAUUACCCUGAAGCCGGCGACUGAGAUCAGUUCCGUCGGGCACUCUAGAUAACAUUCUCCCCUUCAUUUCCGGUUAUUAGGUCAUUCCAGUCUCAUGGACAUUUAGGCGACGUGCAGGAACUUGGAAGGCUCUUUGGCGAUAGGUGUCUUGUCAAUCUAUCACCACGAGAGUUUCUUCUUGACUGCCACCUGAGGCUCUACCAGCGAGAGCAGGUACAAUACCAACUUCGAAUCCCAUCGACGCCUUAAACCCAAUCUCCGCCAACUCUCUUCGAGCCCGAUGGACCCCGUUGGCCCGAUUCUGGCCUGCUUGAUGGAGGCAGCACUUUAUGGGGCGUACGUCGCUCUUUUCUGUUGGAGUCUCUGGAUUUCCAGCGGGAACAGCACUGUCCCUCGAUUCCUACGCAUAACAUCUUUUGCUGCAGUUGCACUAGCUACAACCCAUGUCGUGAUUAACUUUCUUUGUUUAUGGCCUUUUAUGGAUUAUUUGGAGCAGUAUGGUGAUGUCGCUGCUUCGUACCUGAAUUUGACUACGGUGGACCAGCCCGAAUCUUUCUCGUGGUUGACGGCUGCUUUACCCCCUGCUCACAAAGAGUCGGUAUACAUAAUUUUGGGGGACGUGAUCUUUAUUUCAACGGUUGUUUUGCAUGACUUUGUUCUCAUAUGGAGGCUUCAUGUGGCGUGGAACAGGACAUACCUUAUCUGUAUCCCCUCAGUGAUACUGUUGCUGGCGAGCGGUGGUGAGAUAGCCUCCUAGUAUUCUCAGGUUGGCAAUUUCAAAACUGCUUUCUUUUUUGGCCAUUGCAGCACUAUCGUAC
Cantharellus anzutake is the source of this 900-nucleotide messenger RNA. RefSeq lists its product as uncharacterized. NCBI's taxonomy places the organism in Eukaryota, Fungi, Basidiomycota, Agaricomycetes, Cantharellales, Hydnaceae. Bases 363 to 839 code for a protein of 158 amino acids. The record is from RefSeq and is a predicted model, not a curated record. The transcript is spliced from 4 exons.